CGCCGCCACGUGACCCGCCACCAUCAUGUCGGCGCUGGGGGCCAUGGAGGCGGCGGCGGGGCCCGCUGAGGCCCUGUUCCGCCCCCUCAGCGCCGAGGACGGCGAGCAGCAGCCGGCAGAGAUCGAGUCCCUGUGCAUGAAUUGCUUCCGCAACGGAGUGACACGGCUCCUGCUCACCAGGAUCCCCUUCUUCAAAGAGAUCAUCGUCAGCUCCUUCUCGUGCGCCAGCUGCUCCUGGUCCAACACGGAGAUCCAGUCUGCAGGCCGGAUCCAGGAGCAGGGCGUGCGCUACACCCUGGCCGUCACCUCCCGCCAGGACAUGAACAGGGAGGUGGUGAAGACCGACUGUGCCUCAGCUCGAAUUCCAGAGCUGGACUUUGAGAUCCCUGCCUUCAGCCAGAAGGGAGUGCUCACCACCAUCGAGGGGAUCAUUGACAGAGCUGUGGCAGGCCUGGAGCAGGACCAGCCCGCCCGCAGGGUGAUGGACAAAGAGGUGGCGAGAAAAAUAGACGAGUUCAUUGGCAAACUGAGGCAGUUGAAGGAAGUCAAUUCCCCCUUCACCUUUAUCCUGGAUGAUCCCUCCGGGAACAGCUUUGUGGAGAACCCCCAAGCGCCGCAGAGGGACGAGGCCCUGCUGGUCACUCACUACAGGAGGAGCCCCCAGCAGGCUGCUCUGCUGGGGCUGGAGGGAGAGGAGGUGGAUGCCAAGCUGCCGGACGCUGCCGAGGACCUGAGGGACGAGGUGCUUCAGUUCAACACCAACUGCCCUGAGUGCAACGCCCCAGCCAGCACCAACAUGAAGUUAGUGCAAAUCCCACACUUUAAGGAAGUGAUUAUCAUGGCCACCAACUGCGAUUCCUGUGGGCACAGGACCAAUGAGGUGAAGUCUGGAGGAGCCAUUGAGCCGCAAGGCACCAGGAUCACCCUCCGGAUUACAGACCCUUCUGACAUGACCAGGGAUAUCCUGAAGUCAGAGACAUGCAGCGUGGAGAUCCCUGAGCUGGAGUUUGAGCUGGGCAUGGGAGCGCUGGGGGGGAAGUUCACCACGUUAGAGGGGCUGCUGAAGGACAUCCGUGACCUGGUGGAGAAGAACCCCUUCACUCUGGGAGACAGCUCCACCCCCAGCAGGACAGGGAAGCUGCAGGAGUUCAUUGGGAAGCUGCAGGACAUCAUAGAGGGGAAGGCCCAGGCUCACUUCAUCAUGGAUGACCCUGCAGGCAACAGUUACCUUCAGAACGUGUACGCCCCAGAAGAGGACCCGGAGCUGCGCGUGCAGCGCUACGAGCGCACCUUCGAGCAGAACGAGGAGCUGGGCCUCAACGACAUGAGAACAGAGGGCUACGAGCCAGAGGCGGCCUCGGGCCGGUAGCAGGGGCACCCACCCUCCCACCCCCCUGCCCCAACCGCUCCAGGGACCAGGACUCUGUGGGGCCAGGGCUCUCCUCCCCUUCCUGGGGCCAGGGGAGCUGUUCCUCGGGGCCUCCCCGCGGGCAGCUGUGGCGUGAGGGGCCGAUGUGCUGGGGCACGGGGGUGGCAGCAAUAAAGCUGAUUGAUAAAAGCUGA
Molecule: messenger RNA, 1563 nt
Organism: Oenanthe melanoleuca
Lineage: Eukaryota; Metazoa; Chordata; Aves; Passeriformes; Muscicapidae
Gene: ZPR1
Product: ZPR1 zinc finger
Exons: 14
Coding region: 26-1369 (447 amino acids)
Cellular component (GO): nucleus; cytoplasm
Molecular function (GO): zinc ion binding
Source: RefSeq, a predicted model, not a curated record